This is a messenger RNA of Rotaria sordida, 311 nucleotides long. Lineage: Eukaryota; Metazoa; Rotifera; Eurotatoria; Philodinida; Philodinidae. The record is from the annotation of a GenBank genome assembly.
AUGCUCAGUAAUUGGUUGUUGUAUAUUUUUGCAACUAUUAUUGCAAUAUUAUUUUUUAAACCUUACGUUGAUGAAGAUCUGUUAGCAUUAACAGGAUAUCAUCGCGUAGCAAUAUUUCAUCGAAUAUAUUCCUUACGAAAUAAACUUUUACCAUUUCUACAUCCUGGAUCCAUAACAAUGGAUCCAGAUUCAAAAGCAUUAGAUGAAUUAAUUUCACUAUAUCAUCCAAAACUUGAUUUAAGUGAAAAUUUAACAAAGAAUGACAUUGAAGAAUUUCGUUAUCAUUCAAAACGAAUAUUAACUGCUUUAUU